Messenger RNA from Medioppia subpectinata, 1643 nucleotides. The record is from the annotation of a GenBank genome assembly. NCBI's taxonomy places the organism in Eukaryota, Metazoa, Arthropoda, Arachnida, Sarcoptiformes, Oppiidae.
GCAUGUUAGGCUAUAGGAGCCGAUACAGGUGUGAAUACAGUAAGUCGAUAGGUAUUCAGGGAUCAGAUUAUGUCACUUAUGCCAAAACAAUAACUGAAGAGGUUAUAUCGGAUUUGAAGGGAAAGUUUGAUUACCGGAAAGAAUACUCUCCAGACUUGAGACAAAUAUAUUCGCAAUAUUUAAAAGACAAUCCGUUUCUGAAAGAGUGUCCAAAACAAGAGGGAAAGGCCUCUGAAAUCAGUGCUCACGAUAUGGAGGAAGCGGUGAAGAGGGCGACCAAAUUGAUGGUCGAAUACAAGAAAAUCGACGACAAUUACAUUAACGCCAAUCCAAAUGUUAAGCAAUUCAAUCAAACUGUUUAUGAAUCCAAUUUGAAGACUAAAUUUAAUGAAUUUGUUUCGCAAGAAUUGAGUAAAAUCAAAUGUCUGAACAAACUCGAGACCACAAUAGGACUGUUGAGUAUUAAAGCGCCGGAUAUUGUGACACAAAACGGAGAUUUUUGCGAAAUGAGCCAAAAUGUGAGCCUAAAAGUGAAAACGCUAGGCUCAAAAUUUAUGGCCGCAAUCGACGGGAAGUGCAAUCACUUGCGGCAAACCAAUUGGGGCGCAGCCUUCCGGUGCCAGAGACGGCUACUUCCGGCCAACUUUGCCGACGGAGUUAACAAAAUACCCGUCGCUUCCGACGGCAGUCCUUUGCCUAACGAGCGGUUCAUUAGUAAUAAAUUAUUGAAACAACCAUGGUGCGACCCUGAUCAAACAUUGUCGUCCAUGCAAAUGAUUUGGGGCCAAUUGAUGGCUCACGACGUCAUCAAAACCAUACAAUAUAUGGGAUUUGGGUUAAGGUGUUGCCCGACAACCGGUGCCCCGCAUUCGGAAUGUGUGCUAAUCAAUGAUAUACCUCAGGAUCGGCUGACUAUGGCUUUCAGUAAUCAGACGUGUAUGAGUUUUGCCCGAUCUAUAGCUUGCAAUGCGUGUCAAUUAGGACCCCGUAAUGAGGAGUCUCUUUCCAUCCAAAUGGUCGACCAGUGGUGCAGCCCUUCAUUCAGACCAUACACUCCAAAGCGGAGCCAAUCGGCGGCCGAGUGUCGGCCAGUGCUUACGGUCGAUGAGUUGACCACUCAAUUGCGGGCAGCGAUCAGUGAACGGAAGCGCAUAUCAGGAACACAAGUGCUAACAAUCGGCGAUAAUGUCGUGGAGUACUAUUUGGCCAAUCAAUCCGAUCCGCCGCUGAUGUUGCGCACGGAGUUCAUCAGCGAAGACAUCGGAGUUGGAGUGUUUGCCACUCAAGUGAUACCCAAACACACCUUCAUCUGCGAAUACGACGGCCAACUCAUGGACGCACAGCAGGCGAAGGUGUGGGAAGUGUUUCACGCGCUGAGAGCUGAGGGCUGUUAUAUGUAUUACUUUACCCACAAGAGUAAGCGCUGGUGUCUCGACGCGACUGCGCCCACGGCUCGGUUCGGCCGACUGUUGAAUCACAGCCGCAAACACCCGAACGUGAAGGCCGUAGCCGUGGAAUACGAGGGCCGGCCAUACGUUGUGCUGAAAACGUUGCGCGAGAUUAACGUCGACGAAGAGUUGCGCUAUGAUUAUGGAGAAAGAGAUCCGGCGGUGAUUGCGGCCAAGCCUUGGCUCAACACAUCA